AUGGAUGCCCAAGUCAACAACGAGCAGCCCAAGAUGGGCAACUUCGUCUACGACGCUCCGAAGAGACACUCCAUAUCUCGUUCUCCUCCUGACAGCCUCAGGGGUGAUCCCGAAACCCCCGACACUCCAGACGAGGCUGGAACCUUGUUCGGGGAGCCUGUUGCCACCUCGGGGGCCCAGGUCUCUUCUUCUGCUGCUGCUGGAGCCACUGCGGUUCUCAGCACUUUCACCCACUUUCCCGCCAGUUCUCUCUCGCCCGUCAACGAGAUUGGCACCGCUGCCUCAGGCAGCUCGCAAGCUCGUGGCCGUGAGGUUCCUGGCCGUGAUACUCCUCGCUUCAUCGGAAGCUUUUCUGGUUUCGGCAACCAAUCUUCGCAGAUCUGGGCGCCUACCCGUCUCGACCAGGGCACCACUUCUGCUGCUGCUGCUCCUGACAACCAAGCUGCUGCUGCGACACACGCUCGCUGGGGCUCUUUGGACGCCCACAUGAACCAGAGAGAUGGCUUCGUUCGCCGAGAGAACCCCAUUUCUCGCCCAUCGCCCUUUGCGGCCUACCAGACUCGCUUCCCUGCUGCGGUCAACACGCCCCCCAACGUGUUCCGCCCAGUCAACUCCCAGGGUCUCACCCGUCAGCCGUCUGGCUAUUCCACGAUUGCGCAGCAGUAUUCGGGUCCCCGCUACAACCACGAAGCUGGAGUCACUGUCAUGAAUCGCCGGAUGUCUGCUGCUUCCAACGUGGCUGACUCUUCGUUUGAUCUUUCGGAGCUUCAAAACUCUCUCUUCAGCUCUGCUGAUAAUGAAGCCGCUGUCAGCCAGCCUCUUGGAAUUGACAUCCUUCGCCUCUCUGCUCCUGGAGCUGCCCCCCUCCGCCAACUUUCCUCCACUACUCGCCCUGCUGGCCCUGUUGGCCCUGCUAUCCCUGCUCGCCCUGCUGCUCGUCCUGCUCAGGUGUCCGCCAAUGCCCCAACUGGAGGCUUUCUGCCCAUGCAGGCUGUGAUGCAGCAGACUCCCUCUCGAGCCUUCACGGCAGACAUCUCCCCCUACGGUCCCAGCACGGCCACGUUUUCUUCUCGCUACCACGGCAUGCACACCGAGACCAAUGCCAGUGCCGAGCAUCUCGCUCCUGAUGAGAACUGCGCUCUCUGGCUGACCAAUCUCCCUGAAAGAACGAGCAUCCACCAGCUCCUCACGAGCAUUCGCAACGUCGGCCGCAUCUGGUGCACGUAUAUCAACUACCCCGACUUCAACGCUCAUACUACGGCAGCCGCCAAGGUUGUCUUCUUCACUCCCGAGGCCGCCCAGCAGCUGCUCAGCAUCUCGUGGACCCGAGGCCUCUUCAUCGAGAAUCACCGCGUCAGGGUCUCUCACAACCGAAUCAAGUACGGCAGUCACGCCGUCGCUGGACGCAUGUCUCGCGUCCUCAUUAUCACCGGACUCGCCGAGUUUGUCAACGAAGCCUCUCUCACCAAGUUCUUCAAAGACAGGUUCAUCUUCCAGCUCGACGAGGUCACCCAGCUCAUCAGAGCCGGCGGACGAGCCGUCAUGGAGUUCAAAUUUGGUAGCUACCGCUGCCAGUCUCAAAUGGGGAAGAUGUCCCUAGAAAAGGACCGCCCUUAUGGCCUUAAGAAGGUCGAGUUUGGCGACGAUCCUUGCGAGGUCGGCGACACCAUGUCGUCGUAUGGCAUCGCCGCCGAACGCAUCCAAGGCCGAGGCCUUUGA
Trichoderma gamsii is the source of this 1719-nucleotide messenger RNA. RefSeq lists its product as hypothetical. NCBI's taxonomy places the organism in Eukaryota, Fungi, Ascomycota, Sordariomycetes, Hypocreales, Hypocreaceae. Gene Ontology annotation, molecular function: nucleic acid binding. Bases 1 to 1719 code for a protein of 572 amino acids. The record is from RefSeq and is a predicted model, not a curated record. The transcript has a single exon.